This is a messenger RNA of Abrus precatorius (Indian licorice), 2988 nucleotides long. RefSeq lists its product as uncharacterized. NCBI's taxonomy places the organism in Eukaryota, Viridiplantae, Streptophyta, Magnoliopsida, Fabales, Fabaceae. Gene Ontology annotation, biological process: signal transduction; recombinational repair. The transcript has a single exon. Bases 1 to 2988 code for a protein of 995 amino acids. The record is from RefSeq and is a predicted model, not a curated record.
AUGGAUAUUCAAGAAGAGAGCUCCACAUUUGGACCCUUGACAGCAAUGAGUUCAAGGAAUAUGUCAUCAUCAUCUUCAGCUUUUUUUUCUGCCAACCAGUCACCCUUUUUCUCUCCAAGAACAUCAUCAUGUCAUUUAUCAGAGUCUUUGAGACCUGAUGCUCCAAGUGACAGAAUUCAUCUAGAUGCUGCUACCGCCAGUACAAGUUCAGGGAUUCCAGAACCAAAAUCUCUAGUAAAUGUUGGAUGUGGCUUAUCUGAGGUAGCUGCAUCUCCUGCUUUUUGUAAUGCAGGUGAUUUGCAGAACCUUGAUCGUAUAUCGUCCUCAGUUGGCAUCUCUAGUAGCACUAUAACUAGUUACUGCCAUCACUAUGAUGAUGGUUACUCUGGACAGAAGGAGAAACGAAGUAAGAAAGGAAGAAACCAAAGAACAUCAUCAACACCAGGUUUUAGAUCACUUUCUUCUUAUAGACUGAAGAGCUGUGAUGUGUUUAUAGGAUUACAUGGUCGCAAACCUUCUUUACUAAGAUUUGCCAAUUGGCUGUGUGCUGAGUUAGAAAUUCAAGGCAUAAGUUGCUUUGUAUCGGAUAGGGCUGGAUGUAGGAACUCUUGUAAGCUUGGCAUUGCUGAGAAAGCCAUGGAUGUUGCUUCUUUUGGGAUAGUGAUUGUAACAAGGAAGUCUUUCAAGAACCCAUACACCAUUGAGGAGCUGCAAUUUUUCUCUGGCAAAAAGAACUUGGUCCCAAUAUACUUUGAUUUGAGUCCUGCUGAUUGUCUUGUGAGGGAUAUAAUUGAAAAGAGGGGUGAGCUGUGGGAAAAACAUGGAGGGGAACUUUGGCUUUUGUAUGGAGGGUUGGAACAGGAGUGGAAAGAUGCUGUUUAUGGCCUUUCUCGGGUAGAAGAAUGGAAGUUGGAAGCUCAUGAUGGAAACUGGAGAGAUUGCAUAUUGAGGGCUGUCACAUUAUUAGCAACGAAGUUAGGCCGAAGAAGUGCAGUUGAGCAUUUGACAAAAUGGAGGGAGAAAGUAAAAGAAGAGGAGUUACCUUUCACCCGUAAUGAGAACUUUAUUGGUAGGAAGAAAGAGCUUUCACAACUGGAAUUUAUGCUUUUUGGUGAUGUUACUGGAGAUUCAAAGCAAGACUAUAUUGAACUUAAGGCCAGACCUAAACGAAGGCAUUUGACUAUUGGUCGAGGCAAGAGUAAUGUGCUAGAUGAAAGACACAUGGGAAACGGAAGCAGGGAGGACAAAGCACCAGUUUUAUGGAAGGAGUCAGAAAAAGAAAUUGAAAUGCAAAGUACUGAAUUUUCUCAAAGGCACUACCGUUCGAAGCUCAAACGUGGUGGAAAGUAUACAAGGAGGAAAAGAGGAAUGAAGAUUUUGUAUGGGAAAGGGAUUGCCUGUGUAUCAGGGGAUUCAGGUAUUGGAAAAACAGAACUUAUUCUUGAGUUUGCUUAUAGAUUUCACCAGAGAUAUAAGAUGGUUUUAUGGAUAGGAGGGGAGAGCAGGUAUAUAAGGCAAAACUAUCUAAACCUCAGGUCCUUUGUAGAAGUUGAUGUGAGUGUUGAGAAUAGUUUGGAGAAAACCAGGAUAAAAGGCUUUGAAGAGCAGGAAGAAGCAGCUAUUACUAGAGUUCGCAAAGAGCUAAUGAGAAAAAUUCCAUAUCUUGUGAUCAUUGAUAACUUGGAAAGCGAAAAGGAUUGGUGGGAUCACAGACUUGUGAUGGAUCUUCUCCCUCGUUUUGGUGGAGAAACGCAUGUAAUCAUAUCAACAUGCCUUCCUCGUGUCAUGAACUUGGAACCUCUAAAACUUUCAUACUUAUCUGGAGUUGAAGCAAUGUCUCUAAUGCUAGGAAGUGGCAAGGACUAUCCAGUUGCAGAGGCUGAUGCACUGAGAACUAUUGAGGAGAAGCUUGGAAGGUUAACUUUGGGCCUUGCCAUUGUUAGUGGAAUUUUGUCUGAGUUACCUAUUACCCCAAGCAGGCUCUUAGAUACCAUAAACAGAAUGCCCUCAAAGGACAUGUCACGGAGUGGUAAAGAAGCUCUCUCAUUCAGGCAGAACACUUUCCUCUUGCAACUCUUUGAUGUUUGUUUCUCAAUAUUUGAUCAUGCAGACGGCCCGAGGAGCUUGGCAACCAGAAUGGUACUGGUAAGUGGAUGGUUUGCACCUUGUUCAAUUCCAGUUUCCUUAUUGGCACUUGCUGCUCAGAAGAUACCUGAAAAGCAAAAGGGGACUUGUUUCUGGAGAAAAGUAAUGCGAACUUUAACAUGUGGCUUCACAUCCUCACACUCCAAAAAAUCAGAAUUAGAAGCAUCUUCCCUACUGCUACGAUUUAAUAUUGCAAGGAGUAGUACUAAGCAUGGACACAUCCAGUUCAAUGAAAUCAUCAAACUAUAUUCUCGGAAAAGAGAAGUUACUGGAUCUGCACAAGCAAUGGCUCAAGCUGUUAUCAGUCAAGGGUCAAUAUCUGAAAAUAUGGAGCAUCUAUGGGCUGCAUGUUUUCUUCUAUUUGCAUUUGGUCAUAAUCCUGCAGCUGUUGAACUCGAGGUUUCUGAGCUUUUAUAUCUUGUUAAAAAAGUUGUUCUACCUCUUGCAAUUCACACUUUCAUUACAUACUCUAGAUGCAGUGCUGCUCUAGAGCUUCUGCACCUCUGCACCAAUGCCUUAGAAGCUGCAGACCAAGCAUUUGUUACCCCGGUUGACAAGUGGUUAGACAAAUCACUUUGCUGGAGGACCAUUCAGACUAAUGCUCAGUUAAAUCCUUGCCUUUGGCAAGAAUUGGCUUUGUGUAGAGCCACUGUUCUUGAGACUAGGGGCAAGCUAAUGCUAAGAGGUGCACAAUUUGACACCGGGGAUGAUCUGAUCAGGAAGGCUGUUUAUAUCAGAACUUCAAUUUGUGGUGAGGAUCAUCCAGAUACCAUAUCUGCACGCGAAACAUUAAGCAAACUCACCAGACUAAUUGCAAAUGUUCAAAUUCGCGCUUCAGCUUAG